AUGGAGCUCAAGAAGCGCCUCAACUUUGGCAGCUUGAUGCGCAAACGGUCUUCGCAUCCAGCCCAGGAUGUCAAUAUCGAUCCAAAUGCUGACACGCCUGAGGCCAAUGCCACCAGGGGAGUGAUGCUCUUCUGCGAGUCUGGUGCCGCCAACUCGGGCGAAGAAGUCCUCCACCUGCCUACCAUCGUCGAGUCCGCCGUCGCCAGCCCGAGCGCUGCAUCAGCCGCCGCCAGACAGAUCCGCAUCUUCCUCUCCAAAGAAAACUACGCCCGCCCUCAUGUCCAGUAUAAUGCCGUUAUGCUCAUCAGAAUCUUGGCCGACAAUCCGGGCCCUUCUUUCACCAAGAACCUCGACAAGCAGUUCGCCGAUACAGUCAAGUACCUACUCCGCAACGGUCAAGACCCAAGCGUAGCGCAGAUUGUCAAGGAGACGCUGGACUCCAUGGAGCGAGAAAAGGCAUAUGACACCAACCUGAACACGCUGUUCACCAUGUACAAGAAGGAGAAGGGCCUUAUGGCUGUUGCCGCAAAGCAGUUCGGCCCCCGGAAGCUCAAUGCGCCAGCUUGGUCAGCGUCACAGAACGUACAGGGCGGCUUCAGUUCAGGGCACAGGUCGUCGUCCAAGACAUUGCCGCCACCAGCAGAGCUUGCAGGUCGCAUUGAGGAAGCGCGCACAUCGGCCAAGCUUCUCUUACAGCUUGUUCAGUCCACACCAGCAAAUGAACUACUUGGUAACGAACUGGUCAAGGAGUUCGCUGAGCGCUGCACGACCGCCCAGCGUAGCAUACACGGCUACAUCGCAUGCGACAAUCCGGCACCCGACGAUGAUACUAUGCUCACGUUGAUCGAAACCAACGAGCAGCUCUCCCUCGCUGCUUCCAAGCAUCAGCGCGCCAUCCUCCAGGCCCGUCGAUUCAUGGGUGCCUCGCCAUCUCCACCAGUGCAGAAUGGAAACGCCAUGUCACCGCCGCCGCCGCCAAAUGGUAACACUAGUCCAGCUGGUGUGCCUACACACAGCGAUGCGCCUUCGAUACCCUCCAUGAACUUUGGAACGAUGCAGCCCAGCCAACCGGCUGGCACAACAUCUACCAACUAUGGAGGCGACGAAAACAAUCUUCCUCCGUCACUGCAGGCCGCACCAAAUCGUACUCAACCGAGCGCACAAGAAGAGAACCCGUUCGCUGAUCACUAUACGACUACAUACACACCUCCAGCGCACCAGAACUCGUCACCGGCCAACGACUAUGGUGGCCCACCAGAUCCUUACCAUCCAGGCUUUCAAUCAACUCCGUCGUAUCUGGGUCGGCAAGAGAGCUCUGCAAACAACUUGACCAUGCAUGGCGCGCAACCACCGAUUCAGGAAGAAGACGAACACAUGCGACCGCGCAUUGAACGUCCACGGACGCCUGAUCUCAACUCCAUGGCUCGCUCGCUUCCAAAAUGCGUCGACACGUUGAUCAUUGGCAACGGGCCAUCAGCGCUCGUCCUCUCCUACAUUCUACACGGCCAUAUUCCAUACUACGUCGGUGGCCAUCAUGACGCGAUUCUCGACGCGAAAUUGCAGAAGUCACCCAAUCUGCUCCACCUAACACCGGAUCUCUACGCGCAUUUCCUGUCUUCUCUACGCUACUCGACCCAAGCGCUGCCGGUCAACACGCUGCUCGACACCCUCGUUCGACCCAAUGCUGAUACCGAGUUGAACCCCAAGUCCUGCAUCGAGUGGCGGUACGAGCCUGAGAAGGCUAUUCCACAUGUUGCGAUUGGGGAAACAGCCCAUGCAGGCGGGCAAUGGGCAGAGCAUCCCGUCUCUGCAAGCGCAGACAUUGGCACGUUGAGCUACGCCGAACAGUUGAGCCUCCCUGGCUAUUCGUACGCAGACCACUUGGCUAAGAGCGGAAGAGGAGACGAAGCCGAGUUCGUGCGGCCUUCGAGGGUCGAGGUUGCCGACUACCUAAGGACAUACCCGGAGGCGGUGGGCAUAGCCGAUAGCAUAUACACGGGGCUGAAGGUCGAGAAUGUGCAUCGGACGGUGCGCGGCUUUUCCAUCCGGAGUCUCGGUAUUCGGUGUAAGCAUCUCGUGCUUGCGUCCGGCAUCUUUACAGUCAGCAUCCCGCCUCCACUUCACUUUGCGCCCAUCGCACAGAUGGAUUCGCAACAAGCGCCACUACUUGUUAUUGGGUCCGGAUUCUCUGCGGCCGAUGUUAUCAUAUCUGCGCCGCCUACUCGUAGGAUCCUACACGUCUUUCAAUGGGCUCCCGAAAAGAGGCCGUCCCCAUUACGAGGCUGUCACCACACCGCGUACCCGGAGUAUGCAACCGUUUACCGCCAAAUGAAGCUUGCAGCGAUUACAUCCAAGAAGAAGAAUGCAAAGUCUCCUUCUGCACGGCGCAAGUCGAAUCCAUUUCACCAACGCGACUGGACGCUCUACGAAGGCCUGCCCAAUGCCGAGGUUGUCAGCGCAUCUGUGUCCGGAAAUGUAGCAACCAUAGUACUACAACUGCCGUCAGGAGAAACCGUCACCCACGAAGUAGGCGGUCUAGCUUAUGUUGUUGGCCGACGCGGAACGUUGGAUUUUCUGUCCCAAGAACUAUGCGCUGAGGUUCUAACUUCGCCCGACCAAAUGAGUUCCGGCCCAUCUUCCGCGCAUCUGAUCUCAGGCCGAACAUUCCGUGCCAAAGCCGAAGCUACGUCCCUCGAGGUAGCUAGAGACGUCUUCAUAAUUGGUAGUCUUACUGGUGAUUCUCUCAUCAGACACGCAAUCGGUGGUUGCGUCUUCGCCGCUGGUCGAAUUCUGGGUGCCAUACCGACUAUUUACUCUCCUGACAGUACUCCCUCGCCUACCUCUUCCACUCCCCGAUCUGCAUCACCAGUAUCUACGUCUGAUACUGAAAUUGCUGCUGAAGAUAUGCAGGCUAGUCCGCGGAAAGAGAAGGGCGGAAGGCGUACGCCGGGCGAGUUGACGAAUGGGCAUGCAGACUUGCACCUUGAUCGGAGGAAGCUUGUAAGGUCGGUGGAGACGGCGAAUGCAGAGAAUAGAUAUUGGGUUGACUCUGGUUGGUGGGCUGGUGGAGUGGGCCCGGGGAGGAGUUGA
Messenger RNA from Alternaria burnsii, 3090 nucleotides. RefSeq lists its product as uncharacterized. Bases 1 to 3090 code for a protein of 1029 amino acids. Gene Ontology annotation, molecular function: ubiquitin binding; phosphatidylinositol binding. The transcript is spliced from 6 exons. The record is from RefSeq and is a predicted model, not a curated record. NCBI's taxonomy places the organism in Eukaryota, Fungi, Ascomycota, Dothideomycetes, Pleosporales, Pleosporaceae.